Molecule: messenger RNA, 939 nt
Organism: Diabrotica virgifera virgifera (western corn rootworm)
Lineage: Eukaryota; Metazoa; Arthropoda; Insecta; Coleoptera; Chrysomelidae
Exons: 2
Coding region: 398-904 (168 amino acids)
Source: RefSeq, a predicted model, not a curated record
UGCUUCCACGAAGACGACAUUGUGUGGAAUUUGUAGCUGAAGCUGUAUAGUGUUGAAAAACGUACUUGUGUAAUCGAAAAGAAGCAGUUUUAAAUUAUUUAGAUCGUUUAAAGAUAUUUUUAAUAAUUUAAGAUAAUAAUUUACUCUUUAUUUUGUAUACUUUUUAACUUCGAAUUUAAUCAAAUAAUUUUUGAUAUCAGCGAAUUAUUGCUUUACAGAAACCCCAAAAAGUUGUGGUCAUAGAUGUAAAAAAAUAGGAAAGAAAAUAUGAAAAAGACCUCAGGAAAACAGAAUGAUAGAAAAUUCUUAUAAACUGACCUUUAUUUAAAUUUGAAUACUUCACAGAUAUUGACAUUAAAUCGAUUUAUUAAUUUUAACAAAAAAUUCUUUCCAAACAAUGAUACCAAUGAUACCCUUUGAAUGUAAAUAUAGAAAAUAUGGAUUUAUUACGGCCAUGGUGAUUCUUAUUUUGAUAAUAAUAAUAUCUACUCUUGCAGUUACUCCCCUAGAUCAAGUAUAUACUCAUUUGUAUAUUGAAACUGCAGUUAGUUUGUUUUCGUGUCUUGUUAUGGCUGUAGUAGUAAUCUAUGUUGCACAUAGUCUAUUUAUAUGCUUGAAUUUCAGCAACAACACUGGUAUUUUUUUAUUCCUGAUACUAUUGUCUGAAUUACUGGUAAUAGUUGACGUGCUAGAAGAACGUGAACCCAUUAUUAUUUCAGUGACUCUAAUUAAUAUGGUUUUGAUCCUGAUAUUUAUGAACUUUAUAUCAAAAUUCUAUGAAGCGUGGAAAGACUGGAAGAAUGAACUAAAAAAAUUGGCUCUGGAAAUAAAAGAGCUUCAACACGAACAGGCGCAUACGUCUCAAAAUUUGAGAAGUUUUAGAAUUCCUCUAACUGAUAAUUAAAUUUAUUCUGUUAAAUAUUAUUAAAUAAAUGUUAC